CGGCGAAAUCUUUACACUGCGAUCCGGAAGAAUCAGUUCAACGUGUAGAAGAAAGAGAUAAGUGGUCGACAAUUCCGAGAGAGACGAGGGGAAAAGGGCGAGCAAACCCAACGCUAACCCUUGUAGGUGUUCUUCAUCUGCGCUGCGUUGAGCUCUCUCGAUUGAUUCCUCAUAACAAGCAAGCCGAUCUUCGUCGCGUGGUUUUCGUAUUCGAUAUCUUGAAAGUGUAAAAAUUCGAAAAAAUGGGAAACACUUCCUCGAUGCUGACUCAAUACGACAUAGAAGAAGUUCAGAGCCAUUGCCAGGAUCUAUUUGAGCAGCAGGAAAUUCUAUCUCUGUAUCAAAGGUUUUGCCAGUUAGAUCGGAAUGCAAAGGGGUUUAUAUCUUCUGAUGAGUUUCUCUCUGUGCCUGAGUUCGCCAUGAAUCCACUAUCUCAGAGGCUGCUUAAGAUGGUUGAUGGUUUGAACUUUAAGGACUUUGUGGCUUUCUUGUCUGCAUUUAGUGCCAAGGCAAGUCUAAGACAAAAGGUUACACUGAUUUUUAAAGUCUAUGAUUCCGACUGCAAUGGGAAAGUCUCCUUUAAUGAUAUCAUGGAAGUGUUGCGGGACUUAUCGGGGUCAUUCAUGUCUGAUGAUCAAAGAGAGCAAGUACUGAGCCAGGUUUUGACUGAAGCAGGCUACACGAGUGACUCUUUCUUAACCCUGGAGGAUUUCAUAAAGGUCUUUGGGAAUUGUAAACCGGAGAUGGACGUUGAAAUUCCUGUGGAUUAGGUUUAGAUCAUACGAGCAAACUCUAAACUCAAAUAUCUCAUCAUGUGUUUGUCCACUUUGUUAGUAGAAUAAUCCUUGUUAAUCUGAUCACACCAUUGCAGGUUUUGUCUAUUCCAAAACUGGAUUUAACUAUUUAAGAUUAAGUUUCAUUCUCAAAGCAUUAUCAA
Molecule: messenger RNA, 937 nt
Organism: Eutrema salsugineum
Lineage: Eukaryota; Viridiplantae; Streptophyta; Magnoliopsida; Brassicales; Brassicaceae
Product: calcineurin subunit B
Exons: 7
Coding region: 243-770 (175 amino acids)
Molecular function (GO): calcium ion binding
Source: RefSeq, a predicted model, not a curated record